Molecule: messenger RNA, 561 nt
Organism: Sturnus vulgaris (Common starling)
Lineage: Eukaryota; Metazoa; Chordata; Aves; Passeriformes; Sturnidae
Source: RefSeq, a predicted model, not a curated record
GUGAGCUUGUUGUAUAAAGACUCGUCUCCCUUAGCACCAGUGUGUGUGAAGUGCUGCAAGAAUGAAGUUCCUAGCCCUGCUUUUUCUGCUGUCAGUGGGCGCAGCCAGCGCUGAGGUGUCGCCCCGGGCUGUGUGGCUGUUCCGUGAGCUGAUCAAGUGCACCCUGCCCAAGAGCCACCCACUGCUGGACUUCAACGGCUACGGCUGCUACUGCGGCCUGGGGGGCAGCGGCACUCCAGUGGAUGAGCUCGACAGGUGCUGCCAAGUACAUGAUAACUGCUACUCACAGGCAAAGAAACUGGAAGCCUGCAGAUUCCUCCUGGACAACCCCUACACUAAGUCUUACCAGUACAGCUGUUCUGAUGGGAAGAUCACAUGUAGCAGCAAGAACAAGGAGUGCGCCAUGUUUAUCUGCAACUGCGACCGCGCUGCUGCCGAGUGCUUCGCCAAGGCGCCCUACAACCCCGAUCACAAGAACGUGGACGACAAACUGUGCAAGUAAUCGCCCUCAUGUGCGUCCGGCCGGCCGCAGGACCAACCAACCAAAUAAAUAAUCCAAAC